AUCAAUCCAUUCCCUUAACAAAAAACUGCACGAGUGAAUAGUUGCAGCAUUUAAAUAAUCUGCCAACAGCUGUUACACUAAUGGAGAGACGAUUUCGUAGUCAACUUAACACAAGCAGUUAUUUCAUCGUAAAAACGGACUCGCAGGCAACAAAAGUUAUGAAAAGUUAGAUUAAUUUGGAAAUAAAAAAAUAUGAAAAUAACAACAAAAUAUCUACAUUGAGUUCGUAAAAUGUAAACAGUUUCAACAUGGCUUAGCGCAAUAAAGGAUUGAAGCUGAAUGCUCCUCAACUCAUGUCAAUCACGCAGGCAACACAACGCAGCCGAGAUAUUUGCAUAGUGCUACUCCACGCAUCCAUACACCCCCACAAGCGACGAAUUUCCGCGAACAACCAAUCAGCGCUGACAAAGCAACAAAGUAAAGUUAAAUUAAAGCACGCGCCUAAAUGUAUGCAACGCAACGUGCAACGCAACUUGCUAAAACGAUAACAAUGGCAUGCAGCGUACAGAAGCAACCCACUCAAGCGCAACACACAACAUCCGCAACAGCAACAGCAGCCGCAUUGCCACCCACAAUGGCUGUCACGGCAAUGGCAACGGCUAACAAUAACAACAACAAUAGCAAUACCAAUAAUAUAGCUACCCAAAUGGGUGGCGGUGGCAGCAACAGCGGCAGCAAUAGCAGUAUGAGUGGCGGCGGUGUUGGCGGUGUUGGCAUACUAGCCGCAGCUAUCAGUGACGCGACCAGCAAACCGCUAACACCGAAACCACGGGGCUCAUUACCGAAUGACGCAUAUCAACCGCCACAGGUGGAAUUUCACUGGCCCGCCAUACCGGUGAGCACGCACACCAGCAAUCUGCGUCUGAAUAUGAUGAAUCAGAAUCCGAAGGACCUGCACACAGCGCGACUCAUGAUCGAGGAGUUGCGCACGAAGGUGCGCUAUCAAGCGGAGCACAUAAUGAAAUGGCGGAAGGCAUAUGCGCUACAGAUACAACAACACUACCGCUACCAGAAGGAGAAGUCAGAUCAGAUGAAUACGCUGACCUCACAACUUCUCCUGCUGGAGUCGCGUUUGAAGCGUAAACAGAAGCAGAUUGCGAGCCUACUCAGCCACCGCGAAAUCACCAUACAACGGCAGCAGAAGAUUAUCGAUACGCUGUCGAAUCGUUUGUCCGAUCAUGGCUUGGAUGCUAUCGAAGCGAACUUCACCACGGAGCUGGAUUCACUUAACGACUCCGACUCGGCGGUGGUGUUGGAAGAAAUCGACUCGGAUAGUAGUAAUAUGCCAUUUGGCGCAAGACGUCGCAGCAGCGGCGGUGGCUCAGGCGGCGGUAUGGGCGCCAAUGCCGCACAGUGUGGCAGUGAUGGUAUUACCAUAGUACGCUCCAUCUCCGAUGCCAUCGAGACGAAUUUGAACAAGUACAGUGGUGUGCGGCGCAACAAUUGCUUUCUACGGCGACCGGAAAUAUUGGAGACUGUCUACUCGGUGGAGGAGGAUCCUGAGCCGACCUCGGAUGUGGCAGAGAAACGUGAUAAAUUCCGCAAUCGUUCGGAGAAGGCGCUCAGUUCGAGCUCUACGGAGGGACAAAUAGAUAGCAAUUCAUCGCAUGCGCCUCCACAUGCUUCAACGCAUGCCACAUUACAUCAAAAUAACGGCAUUGAAGUGGAGCGUAACAAAGAGAACAUACGCAUCACACCCCCAUCGCCGCAACGUCAACUCAGUAUUUCCAAACCCCUAGAGUCACCGACGAAAGACGGCUACACGGCGUACAGUGUCAUGGUGCCGCAGCUACGCACUACAGCUGCCACACCGACCACCGAGAAGGUCAACGCUUUGGCGGGCGCUGAUGUCGAUGGCAGUUUGCCUGGCGUUAAAUCGCAGGUAACGAACUACAAUCGCGUCAUGUCCAACCAUCGCUCGGUGACCAAACCCAAAGAUGUCAAAUAUAAACGUAUCAACAAAGCGAAGUCGAAGAGUCUGGAAGAGUUGCGCGGUCGUCUCAAAAAUCUUGUAGAACGCGGCGGCAGCGCGGGCAACAGCUUGGAUGCACCGGGUACUGGUGGUGUUGGCGGCGUGCCCUACACACACGGUGUUAUGCCGCAGACCGCACAGUCGUACGCGUGACAAUGGCCAUCAUAUGGUGGCUCCACCGCUACGCUCGCUGUUAUUGCAGCUACGGCGCCCAUUGCCUCCUUCGAUGCCGACAUGGAUGACUAUGCAGUGGAGGAAGAGUGUGACUGUAUGAAAAUGGUGACGCCAAAUGUACAGCAUACCGCAGUGUCUGCUACUUGCGAUCGCCUCGAUGAAGCGUGUGAUUGUGCAGAAAUGGUGGCGCAACCACAGCGGUCAAGCACGGAGCCUACUAACGCCGCCGUGGCGGAGGCCGCAGAGAGAGACUGCAAACUGAGCACUUCCGAAGAGCAGCUGCGCUCACAACCCUUCUCACCGCUCAAGCAUUGCAUACCCAAACGUUCGUUGACCUUGCCUCGCAUACUCGUGCCGCAAAGCGCAUUCGGUUCAAGCGGCGGUGGUGCGCCUGGCUCGGGACGCAGUGGCGGCGGCCGUAGCGGUUUCUAGCAAAUAAAGAAAUUUUUCAUACGUAAUUGUGAUAAAAAGUGAACAAGCCGACCCACGCUCUCCUCCUCUCACUAUACUCAGUUCUCUA
This is a messenger RNA of Zeugodacus cucurbitae (melon fly), 2666 nucleotides long. RefSeq lists its product as uncharacterized. Bases 446 to 2125 code for a protein of 559 amino acids. The record is from RefSeq and is a predicted model, not a curated record. NCBI's taxonomy places the organism in Eukaryota, Metazoa, Arthropoda, Insecta, Diptera, Tephritidae. The transcript has 4 exons.